Messenger RNA from Indicator indicator, 2197 nucleotides. RefSeq names its product ATPase H+ transporting V0 subunit d1 (gene ATP6V0D1). NCBI's taxonomy places the organism in Eukaryota, Metazoa, Chordata, Aves, Piciformes, Indicatoridae. Gene Ontology annotation, molecular function: proton-transporting ATPase activity, rotational mechanism. Bases 2 to 1057 code for a protein of 351 amino acids. Gene Ontology annotation, biological process: proton transmembrane transport; vacuolar acidification; vacuolar transport. Gene Ontology annotation, cellular component: vacuolar proton-transporting V-type ATPase complex; lysosomal membrane; plasma membrane proton-transporting V-type ATPase complex. The transcript has 8 exons. The record is from RefSeq and is a predicted model, not a curated record.
CAUGUCGUCUUUCCCCGAGCUCUAUUUUAACGUCGAUAACGGCUACCUGGAAGGCUUGGUACGCGGUUUUAAAGCUGGGGUGCUCCGGCAAGGGGACUACGUCAACCUGGUGCAGUGCGAGAGUCUGGAGGACUUGAAACUGCACCUCCAGAGCACAGACUAUGGGAACUUCCUGGCCAAUGAAGCCUCCCCACUCACUGUCUCAGUCAUAGAUGACAAGCUGAAGGAGAAGAUGGUGGUGGAGUUCCGUCACAUGAGGAACCAUGCCUAUGAGCCCCUAGCAAGCUUUCUGGACUUCAUCACGUACAGCUACAUGAUUGACAACGUCAUCCUCCUGAUCACUGGCACCCUCCACCAGAGGUCCAUCUCUGAGCUGGUGCCCAAGUGCCAUCCUCUGGGAAGCUUUGAGCAGAUGGAAGCUGUGAACAUUGCUCAGACGCCUGCGGAGCUCUACAACGCGAUCCUGGUGGACACUCCCCUGGCUGCUUUCUUCCAAGACUGCAUCUCUGAGCAGGACCUGGAUGAAAUGAACAUUGAAAUCAUUCGAAACACACUUUACAAGGCUUACCUGGAGUCCUUCUACAAAUUCUGCAAGGUGCUGGGAGGUACCACGGCCGAUGCCAUGUGCCCGAUCCUGGAGUUUGAAGCUGACCGGAGGGCCUUCAUCAUCACCAUCAACUCCUUUGGCACUGAGCUGUCCAAGGAGGACAGAGCCAAGCUCUUCCCACACUGUGGCAAGCUCUACCCCGAGGGCCUGGCCCAGCUGGCCAGGGCAGAUGACUACGAACAAGUCAAAAACGUUGCUGACUACUACCCUGAGUACAAGCUGCUGUUUGAAGGGGCUGGCAGCAACCCUGGGGACAAGACCCUUGAAGACAGGUUCUUUGAGCAUGAGGUGAAGCUGAACAAGCUGGCCUUCCUCAACCAGUUCCACUUUGGAGUCUUCUAUGCCUUUGUGAAGCUGAAGGAGCAGGAGUGCCGCAACAUUGUCUGGAUCGCCGAGUGCAUCGCCCAGCGCCACCGCACCAAGAUCGACAACUACAUCCCCAUCUUCUAACCCCUGCUCUCUUAACUCCCAGCCCACCCUGGAGUCCAGGGCAACCCCUCUCAGCUCCCUGACUUCCCCCUCGCCCAAACUCCAGGCUCGUCCCUGGCUGGGCUGAGGGAACUGUACAGUCGCGAGUUAAGUUAUUCACGAGCUGAAGCUGUGUGUGCUGUGAGGGGGCUGGAGGGACCAGUGGCUCCUGUGUAGCAGGAGGGCCACCUCCUGUCCUGUAUCCCCAUAGUCCCUGUGUUGCUGUCCUCAUCUCUUUGUGCUUGUGCUUCUAGAGCAAGCACCAGCAGGGGUGUUGCUGCCUCCCAGGGGUUCCCAGCCCUGCAGAGGAGCACUUCAGGCCUGCCCCGGCUGGGGGCUCUGUCUGCCUCCCAGUCAGGUUUUGUUUUGACCGUGCUAUGUAGCGUAGCCCAUGUUGCUGGGCAAUUCCUCUGCCCCCUCUGGAGCCAGUCCUGACCUGGCAGAGCUGAGCAGCCCUGGCUGGGGCAGGGAUGGAGCCCAUGGGCAGAGGGCAGAGCCUGAGCACCUCCCUGCUGCAGCAGCAUUUGUACUGGCACAGCCUUGCUCAGACCUCAGGAGCAGCUCUCAGCGUGUUCCCUCCUGCCCUGAAGCGUGAAAUGCUUCCAGAAGCUGGUCAAGCUCCUUCCCCAUCCUGAAGGACCUACAGUUUGGAGUUCACUGUCACAACCAUGCAAGAUUUGGGGCUGUCUGGCUGGUGCUGGACCCUUGCACCACCCCAAGGCUGGCACAAUCUCCCCUGUGCAGGAGCUCCAGGCUGGUGCUGCCAGGAAACUGUAUGGGCACAGCUGACCCUGGGGUCUGGCUUCAUUUGGUCACCCUGAGUGCAGCUGUUGGCACAGGUGUCCCACACCCUCUUCAGGCUCUGUCUGUCUGUGGAUAAGGGGUGGGAGCCAAGCCCUGGGCAUGGCAUGCCAGCCCUGCUCCCUGCUGCGCCAGGUCCUGUCCAGCUCGAGGUCUAGGAGCUGUCUCAUGGCACUGGAGAAGCCUCCCUGGUGGGAAACACCUGCUCAGUGCUUGCUGCUGGGAGGGAUUGAUGGAGAGUGGCUCUGUCCCAGCUUGUGCUGUGGUCACCUCUACAGUGUUUGUGCCCCUCGUGUUCCCUCUUCUCCACACUAAUAAAUA